GGUUCACCAGUGAAAAUGAAAGGACUGAAAGGAGGGAAGGAGGGACGACAACCAUCGCGGAAAAGUAGGGAAAACGAGGCGGGGGCGCACACGCAGAGAGACUUCCUGGUUAUCGUUACUCAGCACUUGUGGGGUUCUCGGAACUGGGGGUGUGACGGUCUGGCGACCCUUUUGAGGAAUCCUGAACUGGCCUGGGAGCGUCGGAUGAUGACCACGCUGGCCCCUACGCAGUACGCUUUUCAGGAAGCCUUGAACAGUGCAGGAGAGAAACUCGUAGUGGUCGAUUUCUCAGCCACGUGGUGUGGGCCUUGCAAAAUGAUCAAGCCUUUCUUCCAUUCUCUCUCUGAAAAGUAUUCCAAUGUCGUGUUCCUUGAAGUAGAUGUGGAUGACUGUCAGGAUGUUGCUUCAGAGUGUGAAGUCAAAUGCAUGCCAACCUUCCAGUUUUUUAAAAAGGGACAGAAGGUGGGUGAAUUUUCUGGAGCUAACAAGGAAAAACUUGAAGCCACCAUUAAUGAAUUAAUCUAAUCAUGUUUUCUGAAGACAUGACCAGCCAUUGGCUGUUUAAAACUUGUAAUUUUUUAUUUACAAAAAGGAAAGAUCAAGUAUGAAGACUAUAUACCCAAUCACCAUCUGAUAAGUGAUAAUAAAAUAGUAACUCUACCCUUUUUAAAACCUCCUGGUAUCUUUGAAUAGUUUUAAAUAAAUGAAAACUGAUCAUUUGA
This is a messenger RNA of Sus scrofa (pig), 722 nucleotides long. The record is from RefSeq and is a predicted model, not a curated record. NCBI's taxonomy places the organism in Eukaryota, Metazoa, Chordata, Mammalia, Artiodactyla, Suidae.